This is a messenger RNA of Fusarium pseudograminearum CS3096, 2043 nucleotides long. RefSeq lists its product as uncharacterized. Lineage: Eukaryota; Fungi; Ascomycota; Sordariomycetes; Hypocreales; Nectriaceae. The record is from RefSeq and is a predicted model, not a curated record. Bases 1 to 2043 code for a protein of 680 amino acids. The transcript has a single exon.
AUGCUCUCGCUUCGAACUAUCGUCGUCGGUGCGGCUCUCGCCCUGGCUGGCGUUGCCCAGGCAUGGCACACCGAGUACCCGCCUUGUCUCGAUCCUUUCCAGCCUUAUGUCGCCGCUGGAUGCUUCCAGGAUGGUGUUCAGGGCAGCAACGCUGGUGCACUCAUCUACCGCUCUGGCCAGAACCAGUAUAAUAUGACCGUUGAGAAGUGUGUCGCCGAGUGCAAGGGCAACGGCUUCCGCUAUGCUGGUCUCAAGUACUACGGUGUCUGCUACUGCGGUUCAACUGUCGGCGGUGCCCAGCUCUCUGAUGAUCAGUGCACUUACCCAUGCACUGGUGACAACACUGAAACAUGCGGCAGUGACAACGCUCUCAAUAUCUGGCAGGAUCCUACUUUCAAGACUACCAACCUUGGCGGCGUUAUCACCAACCUUCCCGGAACUGUGCAGUCAAUUGCUGGCUACAAGCCCAAUGGCUGCUACACUGACAGCUCCUCCAAGGGUCGUGCUCUGACCUGGCCCAUGGAUGUCGAUGGCUCGAAAAUGACCCCAACAACCUGCCUGAACGCUUGUGCUGACCAGGGCUUCCCUCUCGCUGGUCUCGAGUACGGUGGUGAAUGCUACUGUGGUAAUGUUCUGGCCAACGAUACUGUCAAGGCCAAUGUUGGUGACUGCAAUGUCCCUUGCAAUGGCGACAAGACCCUGCUCUGUGGUGGACCCAGCCGUCUGAGUGUCUACAUCUCUAUGGAUUUGCUGUCUCUUCAACCUUGUGGUUAUACCCCUGGCAGCUCUUCUUCCUCUUCCUCUUCCUCUCAGUCUUCGACUUCCACCACUUCUGCUUCCACCUCCAGCUCCAGCUCAACCAGCUCCAGCACCUCUAGCACCUCUAGCACCUCUAGCACCUCUAGCUCUUCAAGCUCCAGCUCCAGCUCCAGCUCCAGCUCUACCACAACCUUGAGCACUGUUGUUAGCACUACAACAAACAAUGGACCUUACCCUCCUCCCUCGAGCACCAACGGUCCUAACCCUCCCUCAAGCACCAGCAAUGGUCCUAACCCUCCCUCGAGCACCAACAACGGUCCUAACCCUCCCUCAAGCACCAACAACGGACCCAACCCCCCUGCCGUAAGCACUACCACUACCUCCUGCACCACCACGACCGGUCCUGCUAUGUGCACUUCCACUGUCGUCGUUCCCAACACCUGCGAGUACAAGUGCGGUAAUUGGUGUGCCCCCUCUGUUCCUGAUUUCCAAGACCAGAACAGCUGUCAGACUGCCUACAACAACUGCGCUAAGAACAUUGCUUCUUGCUUCCAGAACGCUGGCUGGCCUGGCGUUCUCAACUGUUUCGACUUCUCUAAGUGGUGCGAUGGCCUUCAGGGUUACUGUGCCUCUACCUGCUCUCGUGGUCGCAACUGCAGCAAGGCUGGCUGCUUCAACAACAACGCUCCCUCUGGUGGUAACAACGUCAAGAGCACUACCAGUGUCUACCCUUGUGCUGCCACUAGCACUUCCACCACUGCUUCUUCUGCUUCCACUUCGUGCGCUCCCCAGCCUACCAACAUUUGCUCGCAGCCCAGCUCCCGCAUCUGGGGUUACGGUCCUGGCAACCCUGUCGGCGGUAUUGAGCUUCCUCUCGUUGCCUGCAACGAUUUGAAGAGCGACUUCUCUCAGAACCCCUUCAAGCUCUACACUGACACAAACUCCAACUCUUGCUCUUCUUACUCCCGCAACCAGCAGUCAAGCGCCUGUGCCGAUGCCUGCAAGACUCAGUACAACGCUUGUCUCAACACCUAUGUUCAGAGCUGCAAGAAGCUCAACACUCGCAGCGAAGGCAACAACUACUUCGAUAAGCGUUCUCACUCUCAUUUCCACAAGCGUGCCCUUGAGAAGUCCGGCAUUGAGCCCCGCUUCUUCAACCUCUUCGGCAACGUUCAGUGGCAGACUGCUCAGUCCAAGUGUGGCAUCCAAUACACUGACUGCCUUCUUGAGAACAAGAACGUUUAUUACAGCAACCGUUGCCAAAACUUUGGCACUGGUGUCUAA